Messenger RNA from Pseudovirgaria hyperparasitica, 1998 nucleotides. Its product is annotated as asparaginase-domain-containing protein. NCBI's taxonomy places the organism in Eukaryota, Fungi, Ascomycota, Dothideomycetes, Acrospermales, Acrospermaceae. The record is from RefSeq and is a predicted model, not a curated record. Gene Ontology annotation, molecular function: asparaginase activity; protein binding. Bases 129 to 1706 code for a protein of 525 amino acids. The transcript is spliced from 3 exons.
GCACUGACGCAUUUGCGGUCAUAUUCGUGUCAGAAAGCCUCAAUCGUACCUCGAGUGCCACGAAAGAGUGUCAUACGUUCUGACCAUAACAGCAAAGCUUCUUACAAAAGCGCAGGCCUGUAGCCAUCAUGGACGACCUCACACCAGAUAUAUUCUGUCCCGAAUCAAGGGUGCUUAUCAUAGCUACAGGGGGGACAAUCAUGAUGCGCAAGUCCAAGGACGGUCUGGUUCCCGCUCGAGGCUUCCUUCAAUCUGGACUGGCCCCGCGACCAUCGUUCAACGACGGAUCAUAUCCAGAGCCCCUGGAAAUUGUCACUGACGAUAAGGGUACGCGUAAGGCCGUACAAAGUCUACGAACACCCAUCAGCUCAUACGAGCGUCGUAUUCGCUAUUCGAUUCUGGAGUUUGAGCAAUUGCUCGACAGCAGCUCCAUUGACUCGGCAGGAUGGGAUCAGAUCGCGGUAGCGAUAUACCGGAAUUAUCAACUCUUCGACGGCUUCGUCGUCCUACAUGGCACAGAUUCACUGGCCUACACGUGCUCUGCACUAAGUUUCAUGCUUGAGAAUCUGGGCAAGCCGGUUAUUUUGACGGGCUCACAGGCACCGAUCAUGCAGCUUCAAAAUGAUGCCACGGAUAACCUGCUGACUUCACUGAUCAUUGCUGGCCACUUCAUGAUACCGGAAGUUUGCCUCUUUUUCAACUAUAAGCUGUUCCGUGGAAAUCGCUCGACAAAAGUGUCAGCCGAUGAUUACGCAGCUUUCGCAAGCCCGAAUAUGCCUCCUCUCGCUACCAUCACGUCCCUGCGGACGAACGUGUUGUGGAACCAUGUAUAUCGGCCGACCGGGAUGCAGUCCUUUACCAUCCAAUGCAAUCUCAUGACAGCACAUGUAGCCUGCUUGAGAAUAUUCCCCGGCAUCAAACCAGAAAUGGUCGAUGCAGUGUUGAGAAUAGAGGGCCUCAAGGGCCUCGUCCUCGAGACGUUCGGAGCAGGAAACACACCCGGCGGACCCGACUCCGCGUUUACGAAAGUGUUGGCCGAGGCGGUGAAACGAGGCAUCGUCAUCGUCAAUGUCACACAGUGUCUCAGCGGCAGUGUGAGCCCCUUGUACGCGCCUGCAACGAUCUUGGGCCGAGCCGGUGUCGUCUUCGGGCAAGAUAUGACCACCGAGGCAGCGCUGACAAAGCUGAUCUACUUGCUGUCAAAGGAGAAUACGACGCCCGAAGAGGUAGCAAAGGACAUGUUGGUCUCCCUACGGGGAGAGCUGACAGAGGUAUCCCGCACUCAUUUCCAGCAUCCCAAGGGCGGCAGUCUCACGCCCGAGCUCACCAAUCUAUCAGCGCUCGGAUAUGCCAUACAAAGAGGUGACAUGGAGGCUACUAGGGAGGUGAUCAGGAGCGAGCCAAGGUUUCUAUUGAAUGAUGCGGACUAUUCGGGGAAUACGCCCAUGCAUCUAGCCGCAACCAGCGCGAACGUCGAGAUCCUGCGCGAGUUCCUGAAGGCCGGGGCAUCGGUGCACCUGCGCAAUCGCGAGGGCCAUACGCCGCUGUAUCUGGCCGCGCAUGCAGGCCAGGCAGAGCACGUCCGCGUGCUAAAGGAAGCCGGGGCCCAUCUGCACUUUGACGAGAUGCCGGCGGCGCGGCUGCAUGCAGAGAACGGGAUUGGCAGCUCGUGGGCCGAUGCAGGCGUCGUUGUCGGCGAGGAGUGAGAUCUUUUGUUGUGCAGGGUUGUGGCUGUGAGAGAGCAGGGCUUUUUUCGCUGUUCUAUGGUUUUGUUUCAACGGGAAAAUAAAUUACUGUAGGGUAAUUACAGAAGGAUCGAGUCCCCGUUGAUGGAUGGGUCCCGUCCGAGACCGGGACAGUGCACGACAGGUAAUUAUGGGAAUUUGCAGAGAAAUUUCCUCACGCCCCCUCUUGCGGUACCGAGCGGACGCGAGGGCGACGUUGAAAGAGUUGGGCGGAGCUAGACAGACAGCUGCAGGUGAGGUAAUUCGGGCACCA